UUUUUUUGAUAACUUGAACGGAAGAAGAGAACCCAGUUGCUUUUAGCUUGAACUCCACUUGUCAAGCUUUGUGUCAGCUCCGAUCAUAGGCAAGCGUGCCGACCAUCUUCUUGUCGGGUGAUACCAAGAGAGAGAGAGAGAGAGAGGGGCGCGUACUGAUGUCUGUGACUGCUGACCAAGAACCUCGGAUGCCCACCACGGCGGCCGGGACGAGCAGCGACGCCACCGCGCUAGGAGCUGGUUACCAGGUGUUCUUGAGCUUUCGAGGGCCCGACACUCGCCACGGGUUCGCUGACUACCUCUACCACGCCUUGGUCGGCGCCGGAGUCCGCGUCUUCAGAGACGACGAGGAGCUCCGCGUCGGGGAAAAGAUCGGCGGAGCGCUGCUGCGAGCGAUCGACGACUCCAAGCUCUACAUACCCAUCUUCUCCAGAUCCUACGCUGCCAGCAAAUGGUGCCUCCGCGAGCUCGCUCGGAUCGUGGACAACACGUCGAGAUCAAAGGGGAACAAGAAGAUACUGCCCAUUUUCUUCGACGUGGAACCCGAUGAUGUGAAGCUUAAGACCUCUCUGUACAGCGAUGCUUUAGUGGAGCAUCAGAAGAAAUUUCCCGACGAAGUGAAGGCGUGGCGAGAGGCUCUUGUCGAGGUUGAUAAAAUUAAAGGAUGGAACUUGAAAAAGAAUCGAGGCCAAGGAGAGCUUACGAAACUGGUUGUUGAGGAGGUGUUGGAUAAGCUCAAGACUAAACACAGAUAUGUGACUGAACAUCUGAUUGGAAUGGAUGACCGAGUAGCAGCCAUAAAAAAAUUGUUAGACAUCCAUGCUGGUGGUGUACGGCUUGUUGGAAUUUAUGGGAUGGGUGGUAUAGGUAAAACUACCCUUGCCAAUGUCAUCUUCAAUCAACUAUCUUCUGAAUUUGGAAACUGUGGAAGUUUCCUUAAUGAUAUCCGAGAAGAGUCAAAGAAGGAUGGGUUAGUCAAGUUGCAAGCCAAAUUAAUAUCCGACAUUGUUAAUUCUAGAGUUAUAGGAAAAAUUGAUGACAUUGGUUAUGGAAUGAGGAGGAUCGAAGAAACACUUUGCAAUAAGAAGGCUCUCAUUGUUCUUGAUGACGUUGAUAAGAGCGAACAAAUCGAGAAAUUGAUCGGAAGUUCUUUACAUUCGGGAACUAGAAUAAUUAUAACAACGAGGAAUAGAAGUUUGCUGCAAGUUAGGGGAUUUAAGUAUGAAAUUCUAGACUAUGAAAUGCGGGAGAUGAAUUCUAAGGAUGCGCUUCAGCUUUUCAGUCGGCAUGCAUUCUGUGGGGACUCUCCACCAGGUGAUUACAACAAGCUUUCGAAAGAAAUCGUUUGUGUCGCUGGAGGACUUCCUUUGGCUCUUGAAGUUAUCGGUUCAUUACUUUAUUGUAAGGAGGAAGCAAUAUGGAUAGAGACAUUGGACAAGCUAAGAAACAUACCAGAGAAGGAGGUCCAAAGGAAGUUGAAGAUUAGCUACGAUGUCCUUGAUGAGUUUCAACAGCAUAUUUUUCUUGAUAUCGCUUGCUUUUUCAUUAAUGAGGGUAUGAAUGAUCCAAUUUACAUGUGGACCGACUGCAGAUUUUUCCCAAAACGUGGAAUCGAAGUCCUUAUCAACAUGUCCUUGAUAAAGAUAUUAAAGAACAAUAAGCUUUGGAUGCAUGAUCAGUUAAGAGAUCUUGGAAGGGAAAUUGUUCGUCAAGAAAGUCCGAUAGACCCUGAGAAGCGUAGCAGGUUAUGGAUUAGAGAGGAGAUACUCGAUGUUAUAAGUUCAGAAGAGAGGAAGGGAAAGGUUCAAGGACUUGAUUUAGAUGGAAGGCAUACUCAGAUCUUACUUACAAAUGAAGAGUUUGAAAGGUUUCCGCAUCUAAGGCUCCUUAAAUUAUGCAAUGGAACCUUUGUUGGGGACUUUGCAAAUUGCCGUACAAAGUUAAGAUGGAUGUCUUGGGAUUCUCCUCCUCCAGAUGUUAUGGUGGCCAAUAUGUAUCUACAGAAUGUAAUUGUUCUUAAACUUUCUACCAAUCACUUCAAUGAUUCGGAUGUAUGGGGCCUAAUCAAGAUGGCAUGCAAAUUGAAAGUACUAUCUCUUCAAGAUUGUCCUAGCAUAACAAGAACUCCAAACGUCUCUGGAUGUUCUACUUUAGAGAGGUUGACUCUUCAGGAAUGUGAAAAUUUGAUGACAAUCGACUGCUCCAUUGGGAUGUUAAAGUGCUUGGUUGACUUGGAUAUUGACUGCUGCCCCCUCGAAGAGUUGCCUGAUGUAAUUGGAGGGCUGGUGACUCUUAAGCGCCUCUCUUUAAAGCGCUGUUUUAGGCUGAGGAAACUCCCCGAGUCUAUUGGUAAGCUAAGAUGCCUAUUAACUUUUGACAUUUCGUAUACCUCGAUUAAUGAACUUCCAGAUUCUGUUGGAGGGCUGCCGAAACUUGAGUUUCUAUCCAUGGAAUCGACAAAGAUAAAGGAACUCCCAAAACCUAUUCUUAAGUGGGCAUUAUUGCGUGAGUUGGAUUUGUCAUUUGCAAAAAUCAUUGAAUUACCUGAAUCAAUCGGAAAUCUAAAAAUGCUGAAAGUGAUACGGGUGGGUUAUAAUCCAAUAAAGAAGUUUCCUCAUGCUCUUGGAACAUUGAAGAACCUUGAAGAGCUACAUGCCCCUAGUUGUAAAUUGGAAGGUGAAAUCCCUACCGAAAUUGGAGAGUUGUCCAUGUUGAGAAUCUUCGUUUUGAGGUCUAAUGAAAGAGUUAGUGUGCCAAGGACAAUUGUUAUGCUUCCUCUCUUGCAAAUGCUGGACUUAAAUACGUGUAGUGAGAUUCAAGAAUUGCCAGAGCUUCCCUCUAGUUUGACCGAUCUAGUGCUGGAAUCCCGUUCUCUGCGAUUUGUCCCUGAUCUCUCAAACCUUACCAACUUAGUUAGAUUGGUCCUUUCUGAUGGAUCUCUGGUUAGAGGCACAACAAGCUUAAGAGAAACUUGUGACAUGCGAUGGCUACGGAGUUUUUCCAAACUGAAUGAAUUGAACUUAUGCCUGUUAAAUAUCCCCGCACCGCCUACAGAAUUGGGCUCCCUUUCUUUUCUGGAAAAACUUACUUUGUAUGGACUAGACCUGCAAUCCCUCACAGAGCUUCCAUCAUCUCUGUUAUACUUACGAGUUCAUAAUUUCAGCUCAGCAGGGUUACCCAUAUCCAACUUGAGAAAAUUGUCAACUUUCAGACUCUCACGAUCAGAGGUGAAGGAAAUUCUGCUUGAUGGGCUUCAUCAAUUGUCAAGUUUGAGUGUCUCGGACUGUGAACUCCUGGAGAGGCUAUCCUUUCCGUCAAGCAUAAAUGAAAUCUCUGUUAUUGGUUGCCCUAAGCUAGUUGAGAUUCAUUUUCCAGGUGUUUUGGAAUCGCUUGAGAGAUUGGGUAUUGAGAGGUGCGAAUCUUUUGAAAGGUCAAGUUUUCUGCUGGAGCAAGGAUGUGAUGAGCUGACAUUUUGUGGGGGGAGAUUGUCCCUUCUAUCAAGUGCCUUUAAGAAGCUGAAAGAAUUCAGUGUUGUAGAGUGCCCAAAGCUAGUUGAGAUUCAAGUUGUCGGUAUUCUGGAAUUAUUGGAGAUAUUUUCCGUGGAUGGGUGUCUGGCUAUGGAAAGAUUAGGUGGUUUAUCAAACUUAAAGAACCUCAAGUCGUUAAGUAUGAGAGAGUGCAGUGCUCUUCGAGCUGUUGAGGGCCUCGAUCAAUUGGAGUGCUUGUGUCGAUUGCUUGUUGGUGAUUAUGGAUCACUGGAAAGGUGGAUUGAUGUAUCGAGUGCAAAAAUACCAGAUGAGUGUGAGAUGUUAAUUUGGGAUUGCAGGGGUUCAUCAAGUGAGUUUUGUCCACGUAAAAUUGAGUGCGUCUCAUUCAAUCGCUACAGAGAGACAAUUCUUCUUGGACCAAACCAGCGUCCAUGGUAUAGAUUCCUAUGCUGUCUCUUAUAGCUCUAGGAGAUAUCGUUAUUGCUCCGAGGAGGAUGAGGAGUCAUGUCACUGAUUCCAUGCUCCAUUGGUUUAAGUAUCUCUUCCUUUUUAUUAUUGGUGUAGUAGGUCCUGUAGUGUAGCCCUUCAUAAGGAGUCCAUGGAAGCCUCAAUUUUGUUAGGCUUCUUUUUUCAAUGUGCUCUAAUAUGUGUCCAAAAUACUGACACUGUAUGUUCACCCAAAUAUUGAAAGAUUACAUUGGUAAAUGACUUUGUCAUACUUUAUAGGUGCAUUUUGCCAUUAUAUAUAUGAAAGUUCGUUCCACUGGUCAUGUUUCUGUUCACAACUUUUGUUUUCUGAAUCUCAUAACCAGUUUCUUGGCUUCUUUUUCUCAGUCAAGCUUUCCUUCAUCAAGUGUCAAGCGUUUGAAAGUAUUAUCAUUAGAGU
This is a messenger RNA of Syzygium oleosum, 4374 nucleotides long. RefSeq names its product disease resistance protein RPV1-like. The coding region runs from base 159 to 3950 and encodes 1263 amino acids. Gene Ontology annotation, biological process: signal transduction; defense response. NCBI's taxonomy places the organism in Eukaryota, Viridiplantae, Streptophyta, Magnoliopsida, Myrtales, Myrtaceae. The transcript has 5 exons. The record is from RefSeq and is a predicted model, not a curated record. Gene Ontology annotation, molecular function: ADP binding.